Molecule: messenger RNA, 1731 nt
Organism: Venustampulla echinocandica
Lineage: Eukaryota; Fungi; Ascomycota; Leotiomycetes; Helotiales; Pleuroascaceae
Exons: 3
Coding region: 1-1731 (576 amino acids)
Molecular function (GO): ubiquitin protein ligase activity
Source: RefSeq, a predicted model, not a curated record
AUGACAGCUAUCCCCGAUCCGGAGUCCCUCCUCGAUGUCUACCCUGGUGAAGGAGAGUUUACCUGCGUUGGGACUACACAGAAAGGGGUUCGAUGUCGGCAGUCCUUCAUUGCACGCCGUGAUCUCCGGGAAGCAGAAGAUGUGUUGGAGACACUUUCUCAACGUAUAUAUCGCCCGGAACAUCCCACUAGGUUACUUCCUAUUCUAACACGGCUUGCGGAACUCACGCUCUGCCCUCGUUGGCAUCGAUUUGGACGCCUAUCCCAAAUAGAUAGGGUUGCCAAUAGGUGGCUUAUGAUUAUCCAAGACUUGGAUGAUACUAGAAGGGCCAACGAACGAACUUCCCGCUCUUCCCGACCCGCUCCAAGAGCAUCCUCUCAUCAACCAUCCAGCUUAGCCUCUUCUCAAGCCGUCAGAUCUACUCAAGUAGAACCAAUAAUGCCACGACCUGCUCAACGGUCCAUAUCACCCUCGCCGUCUCAACGAUCUCGAAUACUGGCUACUCGUCAAGUAUCGAUACCAGCAACAUCUCCACUGCUAUCGAGGACAUCGGCGCCUCUUCGUCGGUCUUCACCACCAAGCUCUCCUCAAGUAUCCACACCACCUCGACCUCCUCGAAGAUCCACGUUACCUCCACCAUCCACGCCUCCUCACAGGGCCCCACAGUCACCAGCAACUGAUCCAAAUGAAGUUCAGUCCGACACAGUGCCUGCCCCCGCUUCUCAGUCAAUGAGAAAUGCAACCCGUCCUAGUCCAGCCCAGCUUCCAGCUACAGCAUCAUCAUCGUCAUCAUCAUCAUCGUCUUCAAACCAUUCUCAGACUCCACCGGAAACACCCGUCAUGGGUCCACAAAUGGAUUCAGGUCAGAUCCGCAUCAAAGUCACGAUGUCGUCCGGAGGACAUGAUCGAUCUUCUACAACUAUUGUACAACGGUUCCACGGUGAACCUCUAGUCCUAAAUGCUACCAUCUCUCUUACCCCAAGCCCUCCCGGACAAGGGGCCGGCAACCUGACUGUAGAUAUCAACAACGAUGGUGCUAGUUUCCGUCAAAAUUCGACCCCUUCGAGAGCCAGUCGCAGGUCCCAUACGGGAUCGGCCACCCCCUCCGUAUCGAGCACUAGCUCUUCUAAUCAAAGCUCUAGGGACAGAAGAUCACAAAAUCCCAGUGUAGAGUCAGGUCCCCCCUUCCCAGGAGUGGUUGACCCAGCACAACUAUACAUUUCGCCUCCCCAAAGCCCGCUUGCCGUCCCACCUGGGUCACUGUCUAUUUCGUCAGACUCGGAACAAGCAGCUCCAGCCGCAGCCAAUACCCCCGACUCUUGGGACGCCAUGUCUCUUUCUGCCCCAUCUCCACCUGCAUCUCCGAGAGUUCUCGCAUGGGCGCAGGCAGUCCCACCCUCGCCUGGCCGACCUUCCCCAAACCCUAGGAGUCCAGUACAGCGCCGACCUCUCACACAGCCCUGCCCUGUAUGCUAUUUGGAACUCACUGAUCCUGAAGAUACUGUAUGGUGCCGUAGUCGCUGCGGUCAAAAUGUAUGCAGGGAUUGCUUUGACACCUGGAGUGCUCAUCGAGCCGCGAACGGUCUCGCACCACAAUGUGUAUACUGGUAUAUAACCCUGUCAUCCCUUGGUUAUGGCAAAGGUAAAUUUGGUGCCGUCUAUUUACUGCAUGAUGAUUCCUGGCAUGAAGAACAGAAGCGAGUCAAGCGUUGGGUGGAUACUGGCGUAUAG